Messenger RNA from Ochlerotatus camptorhynchus, 1626 nucleotides. RefSeq names its product synaptic vesicle 2-related protein. Gene Ontology annotation, molecular function: transmembrane transporter activity. The coding region runs from base 48 to 1607 and encodes 519 amino acids. Gene Ontology annotation, cellular component: membrane. Lineage: Eukaryota; Metazoa; Arthropoda; Insecta; Diptera; Culicidae. The record is from RefSeq and is a predicted model, not a curated record. Gene Ontology annotation, biological process: transmembrane transport. The transcript is spliced from 6 exons.
GCAGCAACGAGAAAAGCGGUGAAAAUUUGAUAAGGCAGCGUGCCACGAUGAUUAAACCACGGCGCCCGGGUACGUCCCGGGGCUACGAGGAGAUGGAUGGCUCCAAUGUGCCCAACUACGGAGUGACACCAACGGGGCGCAGAGGAGCCAAUGGGGCAUCGCCGAUCGGAAGCACGGGCAGCAAUGACCCGACGAGUCCGAUCAACGGCAACGGGGGAGCACCGCCGGAGUUCGAACUGGCCUCGGUCAGUGUGGUUCCGGACGAUACGUUCACGGUGACCCAGGCCGUCAAUGCACUGGGCUUUGGAUGGUUCCAGGUGAAGCUGUCCCUCUGUGUGGGACUCUGUUGGAUGGCCGACUCGAUGGAGAUGACCAUUCUGAGUGUGCUCGGACCGGCGCUGCACUGUGAUUGGGGUAUUACGAGGUACCAGCAGGCACUGGUUACGACGGUUGUAUUCCUGGGGAUGAUGCUGAGUUCAACCUUUUGGGGGCAUUUGAGUGAUCGCUACGGGAGGAAGCCGGCACUAACGUUAUGCGGUGUUCUACUGUUCCUAUAUGGACUGUUGAGCUCUGUGGCGCCAAGUUUCGGAUGGUUAUUACUAUUGCGUGGCCUAGUGGGAUUUGCUAUUGGAUGUGUUCCUCAAUCUGUAACUCUGUAUGCUGAGUUCCUCCCCACAAAGCAACGGGCCAAGUGUGUUGUUCUGCUAGACUGUUUCUGGGCUCUGGGAGCCUGCUUCGAGGUGGCCCUGGCACUGGCCGUUGGGCCCAACCUAGGUUGGCGCUGGCUGUUGGGUCUCUCUGCUGCACCGUUGUUUGCAUUCGCCGUGAUUACUCCAUGGUUACCAGAAUCGGCUCGGUAUCACGUUACCAGCGGCCAGAGCGACAAGGCUUUGAGCACCCUCGAGCAGAUCGCCAAGGACAACAAGCGACCCAUGCUCCUGGGGCGGUUGGUCGUGGAAGGUCCUAGCGGAUCCCGCGGAAGCUUCAAGGCUCUACUCGGAAGCUCUCUACGGCGAACCACCCUUCUGCUGUGGUUCAUUUGGAUGUCGUGUGCCUUCUGCUACUACGGUUUGGUGCUGAUGUCCACGGAGCUGUUUGGCGGUAAGAACAAAACCGUCGUGCCGGAAACGGAGAACGAUUGUCAUCCGCUGGCAACAACCGAUUAUAUGGAUCUCCUGUGGACGACAUUGGCGGAGUUCCCGGGAAUUUUCACUACCAUUUACGUGAUCGAGCGAUUUGGCCGCAAGAAAACGAUGGCCUUGCAGUUUCUGGUCUACGCGGGAUGCGUUCUGCUGAUCACCGUUACUGAUGUUCGCGUCUUCCUCACGAUCAUCCUAUUCAUGGCCCGCGGCGUCAUUGCGGGUCUCUUUCAAGCGGCGUACGUGUACACACCGGAAGUAUACCCUACGGCGCUGCGCUCGAUUGGAGUAGGCGGCUGUUCGGCACUCGCUCGGCUGGGUGCCAUGGCAACGCCUUACGUGGCACAAGUCCUAUUUCAAUCGUCCAUUUGGAGUGCCGUGUCCGUGUACGGGUUCUUCGCCGUGUGCGCCAGCGUUGCCUGUAUAAUGCUGCCUUACGAGACGAGGGGAACCGACAUGGGCCAGUGACACUCUUUUCUUUUUACUU